This is a messenger RNA of Syngnathus typhle (broad-nosed pipefish), 4479 nucleotides long. RefSeq names its product PAS domain containing serine/threonine kinase (gene pask). Gene Ontology annotation, molecular function: protein serine/threonine kinase activity; ATP binding. Gene Ontology annotation, cellular component: cytoplasm; cytosol; nucleus. The coding region runs from base 325 to 3936 and encodes 1203 amino acids. The record is from RefSeq and is a predicted model, not a curated record. The transcript is spliced from 21 exons. Gene Ontology annotation, biological process: negative regulation of glycogen biosynthetic process; intracellular signal transduction; protein phosphorylation. NCBI's taxonomy places the organism in Eukaryota, Metazoa, Chordata, Actinopteri, Syngnathiformes, Syngnathidae.
CUUCCGUAUGGUUCAUUUGUUCAGGGGUGGUCAAGCCCACGAGAUUCAAAAAUUGAAAAAGAAAACAAAUUGUAAAGAGUUUAAGAAUACGAUGUUUUGAUUCAAAAAUUUCCCGUGCGUGGCUUCGACGUCUAAAAAAAAAAAAGACCGGUUCCGUAUUCUGCUGUCCGAAAAACAACGUUAUAGUGCGAUUAAUAGACAGCAUGCUAACCUAGCUAAGCUAAUAACACAGGGGAGUUAGCGUUUCCUUGUCGACUGUCGUCAACAAACCGUUGUAUGCCUCAAGAGCAUCUGAUUUGAUUAGCUGGAGAGCCCACAACAACAAUGUCGCUUGCCACGCAGUCCUGUUUUGAAGCCACACGUCACUUCGUGGAAAAAGGAGCAACUAUCUGCGUCGUACCCGAUCUCUCCUCAGACCUGCUGGAGAACGAGUUCGACUUGAACAGGUCCUACCCCUGUGCGCAAAGACCACUACAGAUAAGAAAUAUGUUGGAAUUGAAGCGACGUUACUAUUGCGGCUCGUCCCCGGCAAAAAAGCCCCAAUCGAAGCAUUCUGAUUGUGACACAUCUUUUGACGCCUUACCACGCUCCCCAACAAUGCCAGAGACAGAAGAUAACCUUUAUGGGGAGCUUGUUGCUACUGAUUUUGGGAUGCUUGUCUUGUCAUUGGCACUCAAUCCAGACAAAGUGCUUCUGACUGUAGAUCACAAAAGCAGAGAGAUUUUAUCAGCCAAUGAACAGGCUUACAGACUGUUUGAGUGCACUCCGGAGGAGUUGAAUGGAAAAAACUUGAUGUGCAUUUUGAAGAAAACCACUCAAGUCUUGGAAGAAGCAUUGCCUGAGGACUGUCUGCUAAUGGAUGGCAGUGUGGCAUCUGUAUCUGGGAAAGUGGUUGAUGUUGUGACCAUGUCUGGCGACAUGCCAAUGUUGGUGUGUACCCAACGAGUGUCACAGAAUGAAGACCAUCUCCUUGUCAAGAUGGUGACAGUGGAACGGAUUUCCGCUACUCUGACUUUUUCUCAAGAUGGCAAUAUUCUUACCUGUGACUCAGCAUUUGCUCAUCUCCAUGGAUACCACCAUCCCGAAGACUUAAAAGGACUUUCUGUUAUGGAGCUAAUCCCCUCUUUACAAAUCCCCCUGCACUGUCAGGCAUUGCCCAAAACGCUGAGGGUUCAGAGAGUGUGUGGUAAAGGUAGAGAGGGCGCAUUAGUGCCGCUCUGUAUAAAGCUUCAGGGGGCGGUACAGUGCGCAAGACCCCAGCAACAACGCAGCGGGAUGAGCCUCGCAUGCUCGACACAGAGCCUUUGCAGAGAAGAUGCAUACAAGGCGGAAGACUUGCAACCUGAAAAUUGUCAGCAGUCUGGAGUUGACACAGGCACCAGGGAAGACAGCAGGGUCCUUACCCCCAGCCCCACACUGGAAUACAAUGGAACCAUCUGGGCCUUUGCCCCAGUGAGCAGCCUCCUCCUCCUGCAAGCUGACGGCUCAAUCUGCAGCAUCCACAAUCAACAGGCUCUCAGUCUGUUUGGCUACAGCAAAAAACAGUUGCUAGGAAAGUGUGUCACUUUCCUCAUGCCCGGUUUCUAUGGAUGGAUGUCCGAGUCGGUCAGAAAGAUCAGUCCUUUCCCGGAGUCACAAACCGAGGCUGUCAAAAGUAUAGCCAAAUCUGUUAUCGACCCAUCCUCGCUGGUGGCUGGAGACAUGGCCAUGGUACAGGAGGCCUGCCGAGGAAGGUCCUCCACGGGGAGAGGCCGAAUCUUUACCGGGAACUGCGCCAGGCUUGACAAACGAGGAAGCGCUCUGUCCACGCUGACUUCUCCUGCUGUCUCUUCCACACGCGUGUUUAAUGCUAAUGACACUGAAGAGCUGUUGAAGCAGGCAGCCCAGGUGGUUGCUGCAACGAGCCACUCUUCAGAGAUGGGCGAUACCACUGAGGCUCUCCUGAAGACUUUUGCCUGGGUGGAGCAUCCAGAGGGAGACACCACCUGCAUGGUUUCAACUGAGCAACCAAGAGCUAAGCAUGAAGAACUGAUCCUGGAAAAUGACAUCAUUGCCGGCAGUCCUACUCAAAACGGACAUGCUUUUGGGAUUGGAGGUGUCAAGACUCUUGGUGUGGCCAAAGACAAACACUCAUGUACGUCCGUCCUGCAAGAUUCCAGCUUUGAAGUCAUUUCAAUGGGUAGCAGGUCUUCGUCUGGCUUUUGCGAAAAGCUUCCUGGCCAUGGUGGCUCUGAUCCAUGCCGGGCAGAAAUGAGCUGUUUCCUGGACAUUAACAGCAACGGCGACCUGGUGACCCGAGCGCUGGCCGACUUGGAUCUGAGCAGUGCUGUGCUUAUCAGCCUCCAAGGGGCCAGUGAGGAAAACCAACACUCCAUGACUUCUUGUGACACAGACGACCUUCUGCGCACACCCUCUCCUUGCGAGUUAGACCCGGACGAUCGCCCCGCCAACGCCGAUAAGGAGACCAAGAAUCGCUCCACUGAAGAGCAGUUGGAGAACCAGGCUGUGCCAGAUCAGUGGCACGCUCUCUCCUGCGUUCACAAAGAAAGCGGCCAGGAAUUCUGCUUGAACGGUAAUAAUGGUGAGGUUCCAUCAACAAAGGACCAUCCUGCCACGUCCACACCAAAGAAGCAGAAAAGGCAAGAGGGUGCCCUCAAGUCAGACGACCCGCCGAUACUGGAAGGACGAUUUGAAGGAAGUGCUUACCACAGAGAUGGCACAAGAGUGGAGGUGCAGUGUGACGUGGUGAGAGCUGACCUCGCCGAUGGAAAACAAAUGUUCUGCGUGUGGAUGAGCAAGCCAGGCCAGCAUUGGUCAACGUCGCAAAGCCUGCUCGACAAAUCAGCAGCCAGUCUCGGACAGAGGAUUGGAGAGGCGUGUCACGGUGAGGCUCUGCGUUCCACCCUGGACCUCGAACACUCUCGGGCAUGCGACGGGCAGUUUGCAGAAGAGUACAAGCCCAUCAAAGCUGUCGGUAAAGGAGCCUUCGGUUUUGUCUGGAAGGCAAUCAGGCGCUGUGAUGGACAAGAAACUGUAGUGAAGUUCAUCAGCAAGGCACGGAUUGUGAACGACUGCUGGGUGGACGACCCCUUGUUGGGUCGGGUCAGCCAGGAGAUCGCCAUCCUGACUCGAGUGCAACACCACAACAUCGUCAAGGUUCUGGAGGUGUUUGAGAACGGCAGUUACUUCCAGAUGGUGAUGGAGAAACACGGGGACGGUUUGGACCUCUUUGAAUUCAUCGACAUGCAGCCUCGGCUGGACGAGCCGUUGGCCAGCUACAUCUUUAGACAAUUGGUGGCGGCGGUCUUCUACCUGAGGACAAAGAACAUCCUCCACCGAGACAUUAAAGACGAGAACAUCGUCAUUGACAAAUGUUUCCACAUUCGCCUCAUCGACUUUGGCUCUGCGGCAAUGAUGGCUCCAGGGAAUCUCUUUUACACUUUCUGUGGCACGUUGGAGUACUGCUCCCCGGAAGUACUUCGAGGGAACCCCUAUAAGGGUCCCGAGUUGGAGAUGUGGUCUCUGGGGGUUUUGCUCUACACGCUGCUCUUCAGCGAGAAUCCCUUCUGUGGAGUGGCUGAGAUUCUGGAUGCCAAACUUAAGCCCCCUUUUGCACUCUCCUCAGAACUCAACAGUGUGUUACAUGGGCUGCUGAACCCUGAGCCCACCCAAAGGAUGACCCUGGACCAGCUGCUUCUGCAUUCCUGGGUCAGCCAGUCCAUUUCGCUGACCGAGUACACCUGGACGGAGGUGUUCCCUUCAGCUCAAAGCAAUUGCUCACUGCAGCGCCAUGAGUCAAUUCCCCAAAGUUAUGGCAGACAAGACUUGUUCCCAGAUCAAGGUGAUGACACUCUUCCGGAUGAGGAGGAUGAGGAAGACCGAUUGUCCAUGGUGGCUCUGGAAUCGGAGCUCCAGAAGUACCUCAAUGAAAACUAAAUAAACGCCCCGACGACUGUCCGAUGUUUAACUCUAUCGAAGUUACUGCGACAAAGUUAAAAUACAUUUUUUGUAGCAGCUUCUUUAGUUCACCUACUUUAUACAAAUUUAUUCUUUUAGUUUUUUUUAAAAAGCAUUUUGAAGCGGUAAAAUCUUAGCAGUGCCUCACACGUUUCACAAGUUCACUUUGAAUAAUUAAAACCUCAAAGAUGAGACUUCAAAUUGAAGAAAUCUUUUUUUUUUUUGUUCAAUAUUAAUUUGAUUUUAACACUAAGUGAAAUAUAGUAUAUUUAUAUCUAUUUAUUUUUAAACACAUGCAUAUUUUAUUUUGAUUUUAGAUGUUUGUCUUCUCUUCCUCUGUAAUAAAUGAAAUCUCUUUGCGUUGCAAUUUGUACAAGCAACAUGCAACGCUUAUUUUACCUCAUCUUGUGUUUUGACAUACUUUUGUGUGACAAGCAUUAUGGAACACUUAUUUUACCUCAUGUAGUGUUUUGACAUACUUUUGUGUGACUUUAUUCACAUUAAAAACUUUUGUGGAAAAAC